This is a messenger RNA of Silurus meridionalis, 2048 nucleotides long. It is a transcript of the gene polr1g, whose product is annotated as RNA polymerase I subunit G. The coding region runs from base 160 to 1029 and encodes 289 amino acids. Gene Ontology annotation, biological process: transcription by RNA polymerase I. The record is from RefSeq and is a predicted model, not a curated record. The transcript has 3 exons. NCBI's taxonomy places the organism in Eukaryota, Metazoa, Chordata, Actinopteri, Siluriformes, Siluridae.
GCGGUGAGUGCUUCCGGGUCAAAGUUCGUCGUACAGCCCAUGUGCUUCUCAUGCGUCGGUGUUGUUACGGUAAUGUCGAGUUUAGUGAAGUGAUAGAUUAAACCUUUCUUUUUGUCCUUAUAUAUUGUAAGCGUCCUGUUGGUACAGUACGUCGCGGAAAUGUCUUCGUCUAGUUCACAGGAAAAGGAUACGCGAGCUUCUAGAUUUGAGUGUCCUGCGGACUUUGUGCCUCUUCAGUACAGCUGCAGUGAAAAGUCUGAGAGAGGAAACAACACGGAGCUGUGGCUCAUUAAAGCUCCAGCUCAAUUCAACCCCAGCAGCCUGGCACAUUUGAAAGUGCCGUUAUCAGGCCUAGAGAUGAUCCAGUCUACAGAUGCCUCUUCUCAGAUCUACAGUGUUCUCUCUAGCCGCUCAGGUCCUACUGACCUUCAUCUUCUCACGUCCAGUGAUAAAAAGCAAAAAGCAGCUCUCUCUGCUUCUGGCUUUGCUGGAAUCCUCAGUAUCAGUGAAAGUUAUGGGGAUUGCAGUGGUAAUCAGAGCCUUAUUCCCAUCCCAGCAGCCCCUGCUCCGAGCUUCCCACUAGGCCUAAAGCAGCGUUUUCAGCCCUUCGGCAGCUCUACAGCUUCUCGUGUGUUUCAGAGCACCACCUCAACUUCUCCUUUGCCGCCAAAGAAAGUAAAGCUUGAGUCUGAAGGGAUUGAAGAUCAGAGUAAGAAGAAGAAGAAAAAGAAGAAAGAGAAACACAGCAGAGAUGAGACUCCUGAAGUGGCCCACAUUAAACAGGAAGAUGUAGCUUAUGAAUGUAGUGAGCUGCAAGUCUCAGAGCCAGUGGAGGAAGAUAGUACAGCUGAGAGAAAGAAGAAAAAGAAGAUUAAAAAAGAAAAGGAGAGAAUGGACCCAGAGGAUGAGGUGGCUAUUGAUGCCAGUUUAGUAGCCAAACAGGAACCAAUGGACACUUCCUUCGGUGACAUUAAGAGCUCUGUGCAAAAGAAAAAGAAGAAGAAGAAGAAGAAAGCACAAGUUGAGUAGGCAUUUAUUAAAGGUCUUACUUACUUGCUAAGCAAAUUAUUAGGAACACUGUGCUAAUACUGAAUAUGGCCAGAUUUGAUUUCAGAACAGCUUCACUUCUUUGUAUUAGCAGUAGUGGUAUUAGUAGGCAGUCCAGUGGUUAAGGUGUUGGUCACUCUGGAUAUGGGCAUCUGCCAAAUGCCAUACAUAUAAAUGGAAUUAACUGAUCCAAACUGUGCCAAGAUUCAUUCACCAACCCAUUACACCACCUCCACCAGUCUGGACUGUUGACACAAGGAAGGCUGGGUCCAUGGAUUCCUACUGUUGACACACAAUUCAGACCCUACCAUCUGUGUGCUUCAGAUGAACUUGAGAUUCAGGAAAGUGGGCUAGAUUUUUCCUGUUUGGUAAGCUUGUGACCACUGCAGCCUGAGAGAGAAGUGGAGUUUGAUGUGGUAUUUUGCUGUUGCAGCAAAUCUACCAUCCACCUCAAAGUUCAGCAUGCUGAGCAUUCUGAGAUUCUUUUCUGCUUACCACAAUGGUAAUGUGGUUACCUGAGUUACUAUUGUCUUUCUGCUAGCUGAAAACAAUCUGGCCAUUCUUUGUUAACCAUCAUUUAUCAUCAACAAGGCAUUUCUGCAUGAAAAUGUUCCAUUUCACUAAAUGUUUGUUUUUUUUAUUGCAUAAUUUCAAGGGAACUUUAUUGUUUGCAGUGUGUGUAAAUCUUCUAUGAUCAGCAAUAGAAAUAUACCAGCCUGUCGGACCCCAACAAUCAUAACAUGGUCAAAAUACAUUCUGAUGAAUGAACAUCAUUCGAAGCUGCUGGCUUACAUGUGCAUGAUUUUAUGCAUCACUCUGCUGCCACACGAUUGCCUGAAUAGAAAAUUGCAUUAAUGGGUGUACAGAUCUUUCUAAUAAAGUGCUUUGUGAGAGUAUGUUUUGAUUGUAACUUUGGCAAUUUUAUGAUGUCAAAAAUGUUAUCUACAACAGCUAGUCAUGUUUCUACAAGUUUUAUAAAGACUGAACUUUUUAUAAAUGAA